Messenger RNA from Limanda limanda (common dab), 4661 nucleotides. RefSeq names its product BTB and CNC homology 1, basic leucine zipper transcription factor 2b (gene bach2b). The transcript is spliced from 5 exons. The coding region runs from base 326 to 2791 and encodes 821 amino acids. Gene Ontology annotation, biological process: regulation of transcription by RNA polymerase II. Gene Ontology annotation, molecular function: RNA polymerase II cis-regulatory region sequence-specific DNA binding; protein binding; DNA-binding transcription factor activity, RNA polymerase II-specific. The record is from RefSeq and is a predicted model, not a curated record. NCBI's taxonomy places the organism in Eukaryota, Metazoa, Chordata, Actinopteri, Pleuronectiformes, Pleuronectidae.
GGAGAAGGAGAAGGAGAAGGAGAAGGAGAAGGAGAAGGAGAAGGAGAAGAAGAAGAAGAAGAAGAAGAAGAAGAAGAAGAAGAAGAAGAAGAAGAAGAAGAAGAAGAAGAAGGAGAAGGAGAAGGAGAAGAGGAAGAAGAAGAAGGAGAAGGAGAAGAAGAAGAAGAAGGAGAAGGAGAAGGAGAAGGAGAAGAAGAAGUGGGCUCAGCGCAGCUCCCGAGGAAACGACAAAGAGAGCCAUCAUGUGAAAGAACUUAACGUGGGAAACGGACGCGAGCGGGCUGGAAUACGAGCGGAAGAGAGAAAGUCAAAGGGCGUGAGCGGAAUGUCCGUGGAUGUGAAGCCUGAAGCCCCCAUGUAUGUGUAUGAGUCGACGGUUCAUUGUACCAAUAUCCUCCUCUGCCUCAACGACCAGCGGAAGCAGGAUAUCCUGUGCGAUGUGACUGUCCUGGUGGAGGGCAAGGAGUUCCGCGGGCACCGGUCCGUGCUGGCCGCCUGCAGCGAGUAUUUCCUCCAGGCGCUGGUGGGCCAGGCGGAGAAUGGCUUGGUCGUUAGCCUUCCUGAAGAGGUCACUGCCAGGGGAUUUGCCCCAUUGUUGCAGUUUGCCUACACUGCUAAGCUGUUACUCAGCAGAGAAAACAUCCAGGAGGUCAUCCGCUGUGCCGAAUUCCUGCGCAUGCACAACCUCGAGGACUCAUGCUUUCGCUUCCUGGAAGCUCAACUGCGCAGUGAGGGUGAUGGCCUGCUGCCCUACCACAAGGUGGCUGCGGUGGCAAACAACACAGAGGAUGAGAGCAUGCAGCCAGAGACGGAAAAGCCCACCUCCCCUAGGGCGCAGCAGUGUGCUGAUGCCCUUACCUCCUUUCGAUGCCCUGACAAUGAUCGGCUAGCAAUUGCUAUUCCAAGUGACUUCACGGAUGGCCGGCUGGACUUUGAUAGACACGGAGUGUCAGACCUGCCACGAUGCCCCAAGUACAGAAAAUACCAGUGGGCUUGCAACAAGCACAAUAAUGACAACUCCUCACACACCAGUACCUCAGGUUUUCCAAGCACAUUAAAGGAUUUCAGCAUUGGUGGCGCAGUGGCAGGUCAGGGGAAGCUGCCUUUGGCACAGAUCAAAGUUGAGCCACAGGUGGAAGAAGAAGCCAUCUCAUUGUGCCUGUCAGGGGAUGAGCAGGAUGUCAGGGAUAAGGACAUUGUGACAGCUAUGGAGAUGGAUAACCCAAUUUCUAUUGAAAGAACCAAGAGAACCAAGUCUCCUUCCUGCCUCCGAGCCCUCUUCAAGAAAGGGGUGGACCUCCCCAGCCUGCCCGACACAUCACAGCAGCUAUUCGCCAACAGACUUGUUUGCCUCCAGGACAAAGGAAACUCUCAGGGAGAUCAUAAAAAAGACUUUGGGCCUUUCACUGGGGAGCUGGGUCUGUCUCUUACAACCCCAAAGGACAUGGACGGUUUCCCAGCAGGGUUGUCUCUCAAAUCUGCUUCCUGUGAUGGGGUCUGCAAACAGGAAGUUGAGCUAGACCGUCGUAGUGUCAUAUUUUCCUCAGGGGCCUGCAAACGUCUGGGAACCCCAGCGCAUUCCUACCCAGGAGGGAACUCUUUGGAGAUGGAGCUCUCUGAGCACAUGCCAAAGGGCCUUUGGGCUGGAUCCAGCCAGUCUCUCCCCACCUCCCAGACCUAUUCUCCCAGCACCACCUCCACUGAACCUCCACCUCUAUGCCGCCCACGGCCCAACACCAGCUGCCCAGUGCCAAUCAAAGUAUGCCCGCGCUCGCCAACUUGUGAGACACGCACCAGGACUUCCAGCUCCUGCUCCUCAUACUCCUAUGCGGAGGACGGCAGUGGAGGCUCUCCCUGUAGCCUGCCACAAUUUGAGUUCUCCUCCUCACCAUGCUCCAAUGUGGCACGCUGCCUCAAUGUGGACCAGCAGGAGCAAAGUGUGGGAGGGGAUACCCUUUUUAACCAAGGGCAGCCCAAGAUCAAAUGUGAGCAGUCGUACGGCACCAACUCCAGCGACGAGUCAGGGUCCUUCUCAGAGGGAGACAGUGUACAGGAGCGGGGUCCAGAGGUGAAGCUCCCUUUCCCCGUAGAUCAAAUCACAAAUCUUCCAAGGAAUGACUUCCAAAUGUUGGUGAAAAUGCACAAACUGACCUCGGAGCAGCUGGAGUUCAUCCAUGACGUGAGGCGGCGGAGUAAGAACCGCAUCGCCGCACAGCGCUGCCGCAAGAGGAAGCUGGACUGCAUCAUGAACCUGGAGUGUGAGAUCAGGAAGCUGGUGCAUGAGAAGGAGAAGUUGCUGACAGAGAGGAACCAGCUGAAGGCGUGCAUGGGGGAGCUGUGGGAGAACUUCUCCUGCCUGUCCCAGGAAGUGUGCCGGGACGUCCAGCUGAGCCCCGAGCAGGUCCAGUCUCUAAACCACUACUGCCCCGUGCUGCGGCCCGCCAACUCCAUUGCCGGCAACAAUGCUGGGCACGAGCCCGAUCCCCCCUGUAGCCCCGCCCCCGGCACCAACACCAGCCCCCUCACCACCAGCAUCGACCUCACCACCCACUCAGGCUCGGCCACGCCGGAACCGAGCUUCCACGGGUCCCCCGGCCCCUUGGAGAGCGAGCCUGAGGUGGCCGUCAGGAACGGGGCUGUGAAAGAUAUGGACGGCCAAGACGCCAGCUUGUUCACAAAGUCAGGGCUGUCCACUGGAAAAAACAAACAGACGGUAACAGUUGAUUUUUGCCAGGAAAUGACUGACAAAUGUACAACUGACGAGCAGCCAAGGAAGGACAUUGCUCAGUAGUGGUGGUUCUCUGUGUUGUUGUUUUUUUUUUAUUAUUAUUUAAUUUUACUCUUCAGACAAACCCUCUGUCAGGGUUGUUGAGAUGUCGGCCUCUCCCAGUGUUCACUGAAAAACAAGCUUUUUAUGUAUUUAUGUCUUUUUGUGCUGUUUUAUUUUGUUUUUGUUUGUUUUGAACGGUUGACACUAAAGUUGUCUUAACAGCAGCAAUACUGUUCUCCAGGUAUUUUCCUCUUAUUAUGACAGAGUGGGAACUUCUCACCAAACCCUUACAAUGGUGCUACAUUCGGCCCAGCAGCAACCUCUUCAGUGGAGACUCUGCUCUUCAUGUGUCGCUCGUCACAGUUCAACCUCAUUGGACCUAAACAGCAGCUCUCUGCGUCGCUCUGUGUACCAACAGCAUCUCUGCUUCUGCCUUUCUCUUUCCCGCCUCCUUCUCUUUCUUUCCCACUCUGUUUUUUAACAAUCUUCUCUACCUCUCUCUGUCUCACCCUCUCCCUGUCUCUCUCUCUCUCUCUGCGGUCUCUUUCUCUCACUAUAUCUUAGUGGCCCUUUUCGUCACAGCAAUUCAAACUCAGGAAUAGAAAUAAAACAAAUCCUCUGAAUGUUCAACCGAAUUCACGAAAAAUGAGAAUACAGUUUCUGUACACGAGGAAGUUAACGAUGCAGUUAGACUGUAAAAUGUUCAUAUGCAAAAAAGAAAGAAGAAAAAAAAAGCGUCUUCAAGCGUCUCACAUUUGUAUUUCUGUACAGGAGAACUUUGUACAGGCUGCAACCGAAAACAUUCCUCCUUUGCCUUCCUCAGCACUGAAUUGAAAGGAAAAAAAAUGUUUUUUGCAGGUGGUUAAAUGACUAUUUUUUAUUUCCCACUCAUCAGCAAUACCAUUGUAUUUGGGUGUUGUAACAGUGACUGACUUUUCAAGUGCUUGUUUGGCAGAAUUGUACAUAGUCUGGAGCAUGAUGACUGUAACAGUGAUUUUGUACAGGUAGAGGCUUAGAUGUUUCUUUUUCACCGGGGUUAUAUCAAGCACCUUUUUGCUAAGGGAAAAUCUUUGCUUUGCUGUUUCCUGUCCUGCCUAAUGAAUAUUCCCCGUCAUGGUGGGUGUUCUUAUACUCAGGAAAUCAGCUCGAUACACAUGUAGACACUCACACACACAACAGCACAUACAGACACAUGCGUCAACACCCGUGUAAAUUUGUUAAGCCCCAUGCAUGUAUAAAAGUUAGACAUUCAAGAUGUUCUCUGUAAUGCGCGGCUCAGGCCUGCUCCUCUCCACCUUUGACUCCUCUUUAAAUGUGAAUUUGACUUGUGUUUUUUGGGGUAAAUCUUAUUUCUUAUCAGUAUUUAAAGAUGCUAUUCGUGUGAACUCGCGCAGACAUGUUUUGGGUUUCUUCAGUGUUGCCGUUUGCAGCCAUCAUCGGUGUGUCAGAUACUUUCCUUUUUUUCAAAUUGAUCCUGAAUAAUUUAUAAACCUCUUGACAAAAAGAUUUUAAGAAAUCAGUAAAUUGGACUUUAUUCAGACUUUGUUUUCCGGCCACGGAGCCAUUUAGCACUUCAAUGAGGCGCUUUGUCUUUGUUUCAGAAAAAGUCUGAGACUGGAGCACUUAAAUUGGCACUUCAAGAAGAAAAAUCACGUUGAUAUGAUUAUAUGAAUAUACAGUAAAGAAAAUCUCAAGGAAGGAGACGUAUCUGAAACCUAAAUCCAAAAGGAAUGUAAUGUUUUAGAAGAAGAGUGUUCACACCUUGUAUUUGUUUGUCUUUAGGACUUGAAUAAGCUAAUUCAGAAUUCAUUGGACGUGAAAGCAGUGUAAGCGUCGUCAGAACGAUUAAGCAACAAUCAUAUAAAAUAGAAACAUGUUUGCCCUGAUAGUG